Molecule: messenger RNA, 2319 nt
Organism: Gasterosteus aculeatus aculeatus (three-spined stickleback)
Lineage: Eukaryota; Metazoa; Chordata; Actinopteri; Perciformes; Gasterosteidae
Biological process (GO): positive regulation of ERK1 and ERK2 cascade; interleukin-15-mediated signaling pathway; T cell activation
Cellular component (GO): membrane raft; external side of plasma membrane
Molecular function (GO): protein tyrosine kinase binding; MHC class II protein binding
Source: RefSeq, a predicted model, not a curated record
AUUGGAGUUUUUUUCCUAAACUUAAUUCAUACAACAAUCUAUUUAAUCUUUAGAGAACAUUUAACCCAGGCCGGGUCUAAAUAGUGUUGAACAAAAGCAUUCUUGCAAAAGCAUCUUGCAUCAAAGUUAGAUAAAAAUACUAAACUUCAACGUCACCAGUAAAAACUACUAGGAUGUACUGAACAUUAUUCAAUGAGUUUCAUGCCAAAGGUUUCUUUUCGGAAACUGCUCAGUUUGAAGUGUUUUUCCUUGAUGAAUACCUGUUGUAGAGCGGGACAGCGCCACCUAGUGGAUAAGCACCGGAUCUCCUACAGAAAGUGGAGUUAACACCUACAAAUGACCCACUUACAGAUAGGGAGGUAUGGAUGAUAGAUGUAUUAACAGUGCUACUUGUAACAGUGUUUUAACUUCCAAUAUCAAGAGCUAUCCAAUGAUAGACGAGAACAAGCGUGGCUAGAGGGAUUAUCUAUUGUACAUGUGACCGACAAUAGAGUAAUACAGAAAAUAGUACAUGCAAAACACAAAAAAGAAGGUUCACAUGAAACAUUCAUUGGUGCACUGGCCACAGUUUUGUCAAAACUUAAAGGGUUAAUGUGAAAAGAUGAACAUGUGCCACUCUUGGGCUGGUCCUAAACUGAUGAGCUGGCAAUGUAAUUUCCUGAACAUAUGAUUUUAGAAAGCUUCUGCUAUCUGAGGGAUUUAGCAAUACGCAAGAAAAUAUCCGAAAAAACAGCAAAGAGAAGAAUGGUUUCCAUUUCAUUAUUAAGGCUCUUUCUUCUGUCUCUCACACAAGCAGCGGCUGGACCUCCGUUAUUUGAUCAUUUGGACAUGUUUGCGUUACUAGGAGAUGAUGUUACUUUGCCAUGUAGCGUACCCUCAAUCCAAUCCUGCUCCUCUGUGAACUGGAACAUGGUCGAAGAGUUUCAGUCGAUCACCGAGGUGGUGAAGGCUGGAGAGGUGACGGCGCCGGGUGGGAAGGCCCUCAGGCUCGGCCUGCUGAAGGACUGCUCUCUGGAGAUUACUCACCUGGAGCUCACCGACGCACGGCUUUACUCUUGCGACACCGGCACGCUCAAUUCAAGCGUUUCACUUCAGAUUCUUGAAGUUACAGAGAGCUCCACUCCUGCGGUGGACACCAUAGAGCUUCAUUGUUUCCUCAAUAUAUAUAGAGGACAUGCUCCAUGUAACAAAAAAGGGAUCCACAUCGAGUGGAGAACAAGAGACAACAAACCUCUAAAUGGGGACCGAUUUAAGGUUGAAAAUCCCUCUGAAUGCUUCUCUAAACUGAUCAUCACUCAAAAACCGACGGACCAUCACAGACAAUGGAAAUGCCAGCUGACCCAGGGCGACACUGUUAAAGCCACCAUCCGUUACACAACAACAAUAAAAGACGGCAUAGAGGAAGUGUUUGCUGCAGUGGGCGAGCCCGUGUCACUCUCUUGUUGGGCCACUUCUUCUCUCGGGGUGAGAGGCGGAGGGAAGUGGGCUGUAGGGGAAAGGACACUGACGCAUGAUAUGGGGUUAGGCUCACCACAUGGAGACCCGACGGAGGCAUUUCAUGUCAGUGAAGAUUCAUCACUGGUCAUCAGCAGAGUGAGCGUUCUGCACGCGGGGGACUACACGUGCACAGACUCCUCUGAGCAGCAAAGAGGCGUCAACAAAGUCCGGCUGCACACCCUCGAUGUUGUUUCGGAGCGUGAGCCGGAGGGAGAUAAUCUCACUUUAGCUUGUGUGCUUACCUGCACUAAAGAAUGUGGAAAGGACGUCACUUUGACCUGGUCUGGUAGCCGGCAGGGCCGUUUAAUGAGGGUCAACAACUCGCUCACAAACAGGUUGUUUCUCCCCGAUUUGUCGAUGGCACCGGCUGAAUUCACGUGCUCUGUGCACAGAGACAGUGAUGUGAUGGCGUCAAAGAAGUGGCACACUGUUAACCCUCUGCAAACUCCUGCGUGGGUGCUACUUCCUUUGGUCCUCCUGAUUUGUGUAACUGGACUCUACAUGUGCAACAAGAGGAAGCACCACAAGGAUGCAGGAAAUGAGCAGUCAAGUAUUGGAAUGACUCCUCUUUACGAGGUCAUCCAGGAUGUAAACAAUGAGGAUGUGCAACACCAGAGGCAACCCGAAGGAGGGACUAUCACCUCCACUGACGAUUUCUACGAUUUGUUACAGGCUGUGAACUAAAUGAAAGCUUCUUUUGACUUUAAGUCAGUUUCAAAGGGGAGCAGAUCAGUGCUCGUGACGCCGUCUUCACGACCAAACAUCAUGCUAUAGAUAUGUAUUCAAAUUGGGUAAAAGGUUUAAAAUAAAGAUGACACUUCA